AUGUCGAAUGCUUUCUGCGUCAACGGCAAUCACACGGUAGCCCAUGGCACUCGCGAAGGCAACAGCCAGAGCUCCGACACCGCCGCCCGCGCCAGAAACGACCAACCAUUGUCCGGGGGUCAGAUCACACCCCUUGAUCGCUUUGUACGCUGUAACCCCGCCGCAGAGGAUUGGCGCAACUUCUUCAUCAGGGAUCUCGUCAUAGGUGGCAGGCAGACGAGCAAGAUAUCUCAAUGGGACGAGCGUAUACUCGGCAAAGGUCCCGUCAUACGCCUUUCCAGAAUGCAAAGCUUCGACACACCGAGUCUCGCCCUCGUGGACGAUGUCCACGCACAUGUCACAAGUGCCACAUAUGUCUCUCAGCCAGGCCACGCCAACUCUUUGGCCGACUUCCACGGUAGGGUCGAGCGAGGACACAUUAGAACCUAG
Clonostachys byssicola is the source of this 429-nucleotide messenger RNA. Lineage: Eukaryota; Fungi; Ascomycota; Sordariomycetes; Hypocreales; Bionectriaceae. The record is from the annotation of a GenBank genome assembly.